This is a messenger RNA of Trypanosoma theileri, 936 nucleotides long. RefSeq lists its product as uncharacterized. The record is from RefSeq and is a predicted model, not a curated record. Gene Ontology annotation, molecular function: protein binding. The transcript has a single exon. The coding region runs from base 1 to 936 and encodes 311 amino acids. NCBI's taxonomy places the organism in Eukaryota, Euglenozoa, Kinetoplastea, Trypanosomatida, Trypanosomatidae.
AUGUUACUUCGGCGUUUAACUCUUUCAUCCCGUCAUCUUCUCCCUCGCGUUGCGCUCUGGCAGGGUAUUCGUUGCUCAAGUGAAGGCACAAGCGAGACGAAACCUGUAUCACCUGUUAACAUUGAGAGUUUUACACUAAAUGAAGAGGUUGUCAAGAAGGAUAUGGAGGCAUUACAGAGAUGGAAUGAUUUGUCAGCGGUAAUUGAUACAUCUCGCGCUAAUAAACAGUAUGAAGAUAUUCUUGCUGCUGUAAAGAAGGGAUUAGACAUGUUAAAGGAGAUGGGGGCACUAAAUGCACCCAUACAAUGUGAAACUCUGCUUCUUCUGGAAGCAGCACAAGCACAUUAUAAUCUUCAGCAGUUUGAUGAUGCCUUAAAAAAUGCAGAAGAGGCUAAAAAAUCACUUCUUGAAACUCCUUUAUCCUUACGAGAUGCUGCACAAUUAGCAGAAGUUAAUCAACUGAUUGCGUAUAUUCUCUUAAAGAAUGGAAAAAUUGAGGAUUCUUUUAAUCUCUUUACAGAAGUGCUACGUUGGAUAGAUGUGGAUGCCAAGUCCGCUAUGCCUAUGCAAGCCGUUGCGGCUGUAAAUAUGCGACGCUCUAUCGUUACCGGUAUUGGUCUCUGCCAUGAGAAAUUAGCCGAAAAAGAGGUUGCGUCUGGUGGUGAUGGAAAAGAAAUGUACGGCAAAGCCCUCGAUCUGUUAAUUGAGGCUCUUAACAUUCACAUUGACGAGGGCGAUGUGGACUCUGUAAAGUUAACACUCGCGCGGGUGUUGCGUUGUUUUGAGGCCGUUGGGGAUCCCGCGCAGGCGCACGCCACGGCGGAGAAAUACGUGCGAUGGUGCCGCCGGCAUAAUGACGAGGCGGGGGCCGCGGAGGGCACUGCGUGGUUGCAGGAACUGCAGGAGAAGUACGGUGUGGGUAACUCUGCCAAUUGA